Arabidopsis thaliana (thale cress) is the source of this 1925-nucleotide messenger RNA. RefSeq names its product Regulator of chromosome condensation (RCC1) family protein (gene RUG1). The transcript is spliced from 13 exons. The record is from RefSeq and is marked reviewed. Bases 323 to 1327 code for a protein of 334 amino acids. Lineage: Eukaryota; Viridiplantae; Streptophyta; Magnoliopsida; Brassicales; Brassicaceae.
GUCUGAUUUGGGUGUGAAAUUGUACAAAACAAACUUAAAAGGCGAAUUUGACAAAUAGAAAAAAGAACUGGAAAGGACCGAUUUCGAAAAAUCUUGUCAUUCUAGAGACUUUCAAUAACGGGAAGACGUAGCAUUCUUGCUAUCCAUCAGUUUCUUCUUCCUUGUUGUUGAUCAUCAUGUGAUUCCAUUUACGAGUUCAAUCUCUCCAUGAAAAAUCUAGUCUCUUUUCAAACGGAGAAGAAGAAGAAGAAGAAUCCAUCCAUUUUAACUAUCUAAAUUGAUCUCCUUUAAUCACAUUUUCUUUUGAUUUCUACAAGUGAAAAUGUUGACUAGAGCCAUCGGACGAGUUCGAAUUCCUGUGUCGAGGAUUCAGGGAUCGAAUUGUACGAGUGGGCUUUUAAAAGAUUCGAAAUUGGGUCCGAUUGGUGUUUGCUGUAGCAGAUGGGUAUCGAGCGAGAGCGGGAAACGAUUUGCGGCGAUGUGGGGAAGUGGAGAUUACGGCAGAUUAGGGCUCGGAAACUUGGAUUCUCAGUGGACACCUGCCGUUUGCUCUGCCUUGAGUGAUCACAGUAUCACAGCUGUCGCUUGCGGCGGAGCUCACACUCUGUUUCUCACCGAAACGAGGAGAGUCUUUGCAACGGGUCUUAAUGAUUGUGGUCAACUUGGCGUAUCAGAUGUUAAAAGUCAUGCUAUGGAUCCGCUUGAAGUUUCUGGACUAGAUAAGGAUAUUCUGCACAUUUCAGCUGGUUAUUAUCACUCCGCUGCUAUUACAGUUGAUGGAGAACUCUACAUGUGGGGAAAGAACUCAAGUGGACAGCUUGGACUGGGAAAAAAGGCUGCAAGAGUGGUACGUGUACCAACUAAAGUGGAAGCUCUGCAUGGCAUCACCAUACAAUCCGUGGCUUUGGGUUCAGAGCAUUCAGUUGCUGUUACUGAUGGAGGUGAAGUCCUGAGUUGGGGAGGAGGGGGCUCUGGAAGACUUGGCCACGGUCACCAGUCCAGUCUUUUUGGCAUCUUAAGAAGUAACAGUGAGUUUACUCCAAGGCUUAUCAAGGAACUUGAGGGGAUCAAGGUCACAAAUGUUGCUGCUGGUCUGCUGCAUUCAGCAUGCACUGAUGAGAAUGGCUCUGCUUUCAUGUUCGGAGAGAAAUCUAUAAACAAGAUGGGCUUUGGAGGAGUAAGAAAUGCCACAACACCAUCGAUUAUCAGUGAAGUACCAUAUGCAGAAGAAGUUGCAUGUGGUGGCUACCACACAUGUGUAGUUACAAGAGGUGGGGAGCUUUACACCUGGGGCUCAAACGAAAAUGGGUGCCUUGGAACAGAGUAAGUUACAUACCCCGAAAAAAUAGAAUGUUUCCCCAUAAGAUGAAAACAAGGUUCUUGAACUGUACCUAUACUCUUAUUUCAAAAAAUUCAGUUCAACGUAUGUCUCACACUCCCCUGUGAGAGUUGAAGGUCCUUUCUUGGAGUCUACUGUAUCUCAGGUAUCUUGUGGGUGGAAGCACACUGCAGCUAUUUCAGAUAACAAUGUCUUCACCUGGGGCUGGGGAGGAUCUCACGGCACAUUCUCUGUUGAUGGACAUUCCUCUGGUGGACAAUUGGGCCAUGGUAGUGAUGUAGACUAUGCAAGACCAGCAAUGGUGGACUUGGGAAAGAAUGUAAGAGCAGUGCAUAUAUCUUGUGGCUUCAAUCAUACAGCAGCAGUUCUUGAACAUUUUUGAAGACUCGGUCUCAAGUUAAUAUCAUAUACAGAUGUUUAGUUUAUUCUUGCUUAAACAUCUAUAGACUAAAAAAAUAAUAAGAAAUUUACACUAUUGAAUAGCGAUCAAUUACACCAUUGGUUCUAACUUGAACAAUUUAGUAAAUAGGUGGAAUAUUCUUGUCGUGUAAAUUAUUGAUUUUAUUUAUUUAUUUUUGAAAACUAC